UUCUUGUACUGACAUAAUUUCUCAACGUGAACCAACAACAACACCAACAUCACCACCAUUGUUGUCUCCAACACAUCCACAUCAAAUGAUGCCACCACCACAACCGAUGAAUAACCAUCAACCGCAACAACGACGAUGGCGACAACAACAACAACAACAACACCCGUUGUUAUUGACAACGGCGACAACCACUGGAACAAUGAUACAAACUGCACCUUCGAAUCAACAAUCACAAUCACAAUCGCACUCCCAACAACAUCAACAACAUCAACGCGCUUUGGGCGCAUCCUCAAUGUCUUCCCGUUGUUCAUCGGUAACAACAUCUCCAUCACCAACAACAAUGACAUCACCAAUGGCUACAAUGUCAAAUCAUUUGAUUUUUAAUGGAACAACUAAAAAAAAUACUAUAAACAAUAAAAUCACAACAACAACAUCUCCAACGAAUGUACCUGCCGCAAAUGGGACGAUGACAAAACCAACAACAACAACAACAACAACAACAUUACCAACUGCAUCAACAACUUCAUCCAUAUUGAACCCAUCAUUGUACACAACAACAACAACAAUAACAACAUCGUCAUCGUCCAUGCAAAAAACGCGAAAUCGCCAUCCGUCCAUUCCGGCUUACGCGUCUGCGAUCUCUAAUUGUUCUCCUUCCACUUCUACUUCCUCCGCUCUUCUUGCAUUCUCUUCUCCUUUUUCAUCUUCUUCUUCUGGAAUCUCUGCGAACUCGUCGGAAACUCAAACCCAUGGGGCAUCAUCCUCAAUGCCUGUCGUUGAUGUGCGUGCCUCUUCCUCUGUCCCAACGACGGAGCCGUUCAACACAUUGAAUGUUCUUAAUGAAAUGAACAACAACAACAACAACAACAAAAACAAUUAUAAUGAUAAUAACAUUAUUUUGACACACUCGACUGAUGGCAACUUGAUUUGUGAUAAUACCAAUAAUAUAACAAACAACAAUAUCAACAGCAACAACACCAACUACCAUCAACCAUUCAAUUCUAUGGAUUUUGGACAGCAGCAACACUUGCGACACCACCUACGCUUUAGCAAUAAUGGUCGUGGCAGCAUGGAUAAUGGUGGUAGUCAUGGUGAAUAUAACAAUAAUAACAACAACAACAACAACAAUUACCGACGCCCUGGCGGAAAUCAAAAUAACAGUAUUAGUGGUAACGGUAACUCUAUGAUGAUGCACCGCCAUAAUGGCGAAUAUUAUGGCAGCAAUCAUCACAACCAACAGAAUCACUAUCAGUACGGUGAGCAGAAUCGUCGGCAUAACAACAACAACAACAACAAUGGCAACGGCAGUAAUGCAUCUAACUCAGGAUUAUUUGAAAGAAAUAAUAGCAACAGUGGCAAUUUGAAUGGCAAUACCAGCAGUGGUAUGAAUAACAUGCACUUUGAUGGCCAUAACAACAGCAAUCAUUCCCGGAACGGGGACUUCCACAAUGAUAAUCGUCCUGAAC
Messenger RNA from Rhagoletis zephyria (snowberry fruit fly), 1466 nucleotides. RefSeq names its product GATA zinc finger domain-containing protein 14-like. NCBI's taxonomy places the organism in Eukaryota, Metazoa, Arthropoda, Insecta, Diptera, Tephritidae. The record is from RefSeq and is a predicted model, not a curated record.